Lachancea meyersii CBS 8951 is the source of this 2049-nucleotide messenger RNA. NCBI's taxonomy places the organism in Eukaryota, Fungi, Ascomycota, Saccharomycetes, Saccharomycetales, Saccharomycetaceae. The record is from the annotation of a GenBank genome assembly.
AUGUUGACUAAUUUAAAUCAGCUUCCUCUGCUGGCAGUAGCAGCGCUGUUUGUGUUCACUACGUUUAUCCUCACCAUCGUUGCCACGGCUGGCUCGACGUCUAAUUACUCGCCCAUCAACAAUGUGUACCUAGGCGAAGCAGACAUCUCGCGCAUCAAUGUGACCAAAGUCAUCCCCGAGACCGCUUCUCUGCUCUCGGUUGUCGUUGGCCUAUUCAACAGCACUUCCAGCAACUCUUCCGAAAGCGCCAACUCAGCGGAGAUUUUCGACGCCUUGAGAUCUGUGUCCCACACAUCCGCCCUCAAACCAAUGCUUGAGCUUUUUGCAGAGUCCAACAAUGUUUCCGAAACGGUGUCAGCUCUGGGUCUGGUUGCCCCCGUGCUAGCUUCAGCUUCCGCGUCUUCAGGCUCCUCCCAACUGCUAACGCUCGUAGGUCAAUUGAUCCAAGACUCUAAAAGUCCCUCUGAAACGGUAGAGGGAAUGGGUCAAGUGCUGCAGUCGUCCAACAGCACCGACUCGACCAGUCAGCGGGCCGUAUUCGCGCUCUUGUCCGAUUCCAACAACGCCACGGCCUCCGUGGACUCUCUCGUGGUCCUACAGAACCAGUCGUCCGCUGAACGCGCCCAACUCACCCCGGUUUUAACCUUAUUCCAACAGUCAUCUAACGCAACUGCAACCUUGGGUGCUCUCAGCACUUUGAUGACUGCGAAUGUUUCCAAUGAAAUGUCAGCCUCUCUUCUCAACGCUCUUCGCGCCGGCAGUUCCAACCCUCAGGCAGCUCUAAAUCAGGUCCUCAACUCUGUCCCAGACUCGGUGCGCCCUGCUGUCUUGGCAGUGGGAACAUUGCUCAACAACACCCGCGACUCGACGCAAACAUUGACAACUCUUGAGGGAUUGUUGCAAGCCAACGUCACCACUUCGCCUAAUGCACGCAGGUCGUUUGGCGCACUCACGACGUUGGUGUCAAACUCAAACAAUCAGACCCUAGUUUUGACUUCUGUUGCAACCUUGGCAAACUCCACCAGCUCCGCCAGUACAGCCCAGCUUCUCGGCCUUCAAGAUAUUUUGGACUCUUCCACCAACUCUACGAAAGCCCUAAGCGUUUUGCAACAACUACAAUCUUCGAAUUCCACAUCGAGCUCGCAAAGCCUAACGCCAAUUUUUGGUUUGAUCGGUGACUCCAAAAACUCGACCGCUACGAUUGAGUCUAUUAUGGGACUCACGCAAGCUUUCCAAGCAAACAGCACCGCGUUUCAACCUUUGCUCAAGAUUUUAAGUCAAACCGAACUGGGAAGCACCGAAAUUACACAGGACACUCUAAACAACGUGAUGCCUAUAGUGCUGGACAACUUGGGCGUCGACUCACGCUACCGCUUGGCUAUUUUCACUCUAUGCAGCGGCUUGAGCAACGGGAACAUUCAGCAGUGUAGCUCCCCACACGCCGUACAGUCCUUUGUCCUUCGCGACAUCCUGUAUGAUCAGUUGGAGAACUCCGAUUUCCAGCCCUAUAUGCAAGCUCUUGACGUGCAGAAGAACGACAUGUACUUGGAAGGAAAACUUCAAAAUAAACAAGACUCCUACGUGCCAGCUUUGCGGGCGGUUUUGGCCUUCAACCUCUUAACAAUCAUCUUGGCCUUUCUCCUGCUAGUUUUGAUUGUGUGCAUCAUGCUCAGCAGCUCCAUGACUGACAAAUUGAGGUUCUGGCUAGUUCUAAGCGCCCGCGUUUUGGCCUUCUUGGUGACCCUCUUUGUCUUGCUCUCUGCUGCCAUUGUCGCCGCAUUCGUCUCGAUCAUCAAGCGUGACACCAAAGCUGACGAUUAUAACGUUACAUUUGCUACUGGUUCUGCUUACGCGGGUUUGAUCUGGACCAGUUUCGUUCUCGCACUCAUCACGUUCGUUGCGCUGUUCUUUGUGAGAUCGAACAGAAGAGCUGGCGCGUUAACAUCAGAGGAAGUCGGGUCGGCUGACGCUACAGUUUCCUCCAGCGAAAAGAGGAAUGGCACUGUAGCCCACCACAGCGACGAGGACGCUGUCGCGCAAGUUGCUUGA